GCGUCAGUAGGCAAGGCACUUUACGGCCUUCGUGCCGCUCAUGUCAGUCAACAUGGAGGCAGAGGAAUCGGAGAAGGCCGCAACGGAGCACGAGCCGCUGAAAGGGACAGAACAGACACUAGACGUGGAGGAGGAGCAGGAGGAAUCCGAAGCAGCGGUCUGUGGCCGCAAUAAGCGGGUAGUGCCAGGUAUUGUGUACCUGGGCCAUAUCCCGCCGCGCUUCCGUCCCCUGCACGUCCGUAACCUUCUCAGCGCCUAUGGCGAGGUCGGACGCGUCUUCUUUCAGGCUGAGGAUCGGUUCGUGAGACGCAAGAAGAAAGCAGCAGCAGCUGCGGGAGGGAAAAAGCGGUCCUACAGCAAGGACUACACCGAGGGAUGGGUGGAGUUCCGUGACAAGCGCAUAGCCAAGCGCGUGGCGGCCAGUCUACACAACACGCCUAUGGGUGCCCGCAGGCGCAGCCCCUUCCGUUAUGAUCUUUGGAACCUCAAGUACUUGCACCGUUUCACCUGGUCCCACCUUAGCGAGCACCUUGCCUUUGAGCGCCAGGUGCGCAGGCAGCGCCUGAGAGCGGAGGUUGCUCAGGCCAAGCGUGAGACCGACUUCUAUCUUCAAAGUGUGGAACGGGGACAACGCUUUCUUGCGGCCGAUGGGGACCCUGCUCGCCCAGAUGGCUCCUGGACAUUUGCGCAACGUCCUACUGAGCAGGAACUUAGGGCCCGGAAAGCAGCACGGCCAGGGGGUCGUGAACGGGCUCGCCUGGCGACUGCCCAGGACAAGGCCCGCUCCAACAAAGGGCUCCUGGCCAGGAUCUUUGGAGCCCCACCACCCUCAGAGAGCAUGGAGGGACCUUCCCUUGUCAGGGACUCCUGAGGGCCAGGGUGGCCCCUUCCAGCUCCUAGCCCUGCUCUGCUUCCUGUCUACCUCAUAGCAGAAUGAUCGUGACUAUCCCGGCAAACAUUUUACUGUGUUUCUCAGACCAAGUGUCUCUGCUAAGGGCCCAAACGUGCAAGUUUUGAUGGCUUCCACUAUCCUCACUCCGAACUCCUGUAUAUGCCUGGCUGAGUCACCUAAUUCAUACUGUCAUACUAGCAUGAUUAUGACUAUUGCA
This is a messenger RNA of Cercocebus atys (sooty mangabey), 1109 nucleotides long. RefSeq names its product activator of basal transcription 1 (gene ABT1). The record is from RefSeq and is a predicted model, not a curated record. Gene Ontology annotation, cellular component: nucleolus. The transcript is spliced from 3 exons. The coding region runs from base 41 to 871 and encodes 276 amino acids. Gene Ontology annotation, molecular function: RNA binding. NCBI's taxonomy places the organism in Eukaryota, Metazoa, Chordata, Mammalia, Primates, Cercopithecidae. Gene Ontology annotation, biological process: endonucleolytic cleavage to generate mature 5'-end of SSU-rRNA from (SSU-rRNA, 5.8S rRNA, LSU-rRNA); endonucleolytic cleavage in ITS1 to separate SSU-rRNA from 5.8S rRNA and LSU-rRNA from tricistronic rRNA transcript (SSU-rRNA, 5.8S rRNA, LSU-rRNA); small-subunit processome assembly.